AUGGAAUCGCGUUUCCGUGUCAAGUUCUGGACGUCGCGACGCGCGAAACGGAAUUCGGAGCUCGAGAUUCACAGUGUUCCCUACCAAGCUGCAUCGGAAGGGAAACGAAGACCGAUCUUUAUUCACCAACCCUUAGGUCGCAACCUCAAAGAAAAGCGCAAGAGCGACACCUCUGCACUGCAAGGAGUAUCCUAUCGAACUAGCAGAGCUGGGACCCCGCCAGAGAUCGGCGACCUCCCUCACAAAGGCAACGGGCCCAUCAAACUACAUGCCAGCCGUUCUGGAGAGCUGCUCAGCUCGGAAUCAGUGCUUGCUGGAAUCGAAGAUGCUGAUAUCUUCGUUCCGCGGCGAGACUCUCGCACCUUGUCUUUGCGCAAUUCCACACUAAACGAAAGACGGCCCUCUCAUUCGUCAUUAUCUUCGUCACCGUCUCAACGGCGACCACCAGGAUCAGCGCCGGCAGCCUGGGCACCAUUCUCUGGCUCGUCUCCAUUGCUCGACAUCCCCGAGAACUCGCCUACCCAUCUGACUACACGGCAUUCGAUGUCUACGCCUCAGAGCUCAGGCUUUGCGGAUUCAAUGGGGCGGCCGACAUCACAUCAACAAAAUUCACCAAUUGAUGGACUGGGAAUCUUCGAGCAGCCUCCGCAGGGUAUACUCAAGAACGGUUCCCAGCACGUCGAGGCACCCGCGGAACAAAGUGCUACGAUUCGUGCCCUUUGGAAAGCAGAGUACAGCCGUUUGGUCACCAUAUAUGGUCAAGCGGGUGUUGAGAAAAGCUUCGGAGAGAUGCCUGGGGAUCAGAAGAAGCUAUCAAUAAUCGAAGAUGAGCAGGUCACGCCAGUGGCUCUAGACCCUCUGCCCCGUCCUAGUUUCGAACCGAAAGACAAUAAGCAGAAGACUAGACGAAGAUCUCGGAGUGACGCUCGCCACGACGACACGUCCGAUGAGUCUUCGCAACGGCCACAUUCUUUCAUGUCGUCUGCUGGGGGAUAUGCAUCAUCAUUUACAACCAGAACUAGUAUCGCGGAAUCAGAUACGUUUACCACCAAAGACGACAUCCGCAAGAUGGUUGACGCUCGAGCACGCGAGCCAUCUCGAGACGCAGUGAAGUCACUACGGCGGAAGAAGAAGAGGAAGUCGACCACGCCCGCGACUACGCCAAGAGCAUCAUCGAUCCCAGUGACACCCGAAGGAGAGCGCUCAGUCUCGAUGCCCACAACAAGCUCGUCUCCCCUUCUUCGGUCACAACGAAGUGUCCGAACAGUCUCACAGCCUGUUGCAGGCAUUCCAUUAGUCCAGGACCCGACAGCAAGCGAUGAGCCAGAACCAGAUGCUGGUCUCAAACGGGCCGAUUCUGCUACACUCGGCGCUCUGACGGGCGAGUCCAGGAGGAGCUCCAUCAAGAAGCGUGCAGCGUCUAGACAGAACUCUCGACGUGGCUCGCUUUCGAAUCCUAAGAUACGCUUGUCAACCUCGGUAAGCAAGAAAGCUUCACCGGCUGAGAAAGAGAACGUGGUUGAGGACGAGGACUUUGCGUCACUCUACAAGGACAUCUUCUCCUCGACAGACUUCUGGCAAUCGUCCGCUACUGCAUCAACUACAAAUAUCUCUCUGUCAACUUACCAGACGCCAGACUCUGUGUCAUCUGGACCAAACGCGUCACUUUAA
Cyphellophora attinorum is the source of this 1671-nucleotide messenger RNA. RefSeq lists its product as uncharacterized. NCBI's taxonomy places the organism in Eukaryota, Fungi, Ascomycota, Eurotiomycetes, Chaetothyriales, Cyphellophoraceae. The coding region runs from base 1 to 1671 and encodes 556 amino acids. The record is from RefSeq and is a predicted model, not a curated record. The transcript is spliced from 2 exons.